Molecule: messenger RNA, 7069 nt
Organism: Chlorocebus sabaeus (green monkey)
Lineage: Eukaryota; Metazoa; Chordata; Mammalia; Primates; Cercopithecidae
Gene: C13H6orf120
Product: chromosome 13 C6orf120 homolog
Source: RefSeq, a predicted model, not a curated record
GGGCCUAGCGUCACUUCCGCCUCCCUGGCGAGGCUCCGGCCUCGGGUCCAGAUGCGUAAGGUUCGGCCCCUUGUGGGGAGCGGUGGUGAGUCCGAGAGUGCCAUAGCGGCCCUGCCCCUGCCCCUGGUGGACGCCGCGCUAGGGGGAAGGGUUAGCCCACCCCCUUCCCGGGCCCUCACGCGGGUGGGAAGGGACAGUCCCAGCGACAGACCCGGCGCCUGGACGCGCCGUGGCCCCGCGGGCGGACGACGGGGACGGGCUCCGGUACUGAGCGCCUCCCGUGUCCCCAGCAGCACUGACCCACUUGCAGACCCCGGAGCUGAGCCGCCAGCCAUGGCCGCUCCCCGCGGGAGGGCCGCGCCCUGGACGACGGCCCUGCUGCUGCUCCUGACCUCGCAGAUCCUGUCCCCGGGGAGCUGCGCGGACGAGGAGGAGGUCCCCGAGGAGUGGGUGCUCCUGCACGUCGUCCAGGGCCAGAUAGGCGCCGGGAACUACAGCUACUUGCGGCUGAACCACGAGGGCAAGAUAGUCCUCAGGAUGCGCAGCCUCAAGGGCGAUGCGGACCUGUACGUCUCGGCCAGCAGCCUGCACCCCAGCUUCGACGACUACGAGCUGCAGUCGGCCACCUGCGGCCCGGACGCUGUGUCCAUCCCCGCGCACUUCCGGCGCCCAGUGGGCAUCGGCGUCUACGGACACCCAUCCCACCUGGAGAGCGAGUUCGAGAUGAAGGUGUACUACGACGGCACGGUCGAGCAGCACCCGUUCGGCGAGGCCUCCUACCCCGCCGACGGUGCAGAUGCCGGCCAGAAGCACGCUCGUGCCCCGGAAGACGCCUCGCAAGAGGAGGAAUCUGUUCUCUGGACGAUAUUAAUUAGCAUUUUGAAACUGGUACUUGAAAUUCUCUUUUGAGUCAUUGACCACGCUCUGGGGUAUAAAACCCUCCUGAAGCUGAUUGCAGUUUGCUGUGAAUCUUGGUACUUGUAUUUGGUUGAAGUUCUAGUUACCUUUUUCUAGUCAAGGGAUGGAAAAAUAAAGCCAUACACAGUUUUGUUACCUCAGUUACCCCAAAAAAUAGGAAAAGCAGCAAGCACAGUAUUUUCUUUUAAAUAUCAAAAUUCCUGUAAAAGGACUGUGCACGAUAAAGUGUUUAGACUCCAUUUUCAUUAGGCAGGUUGACUAAAAAUAAUUGCAGUAACUUAGGUUUAUAUAUAUAAAAAAAAGUAGAGCAACCUUUCAUGCUGUGACACAGAUCAAAGGUUGAUACUUUGUAAUUUUACUCUGGAGAUUCUAAGCGAAGUUCAAGGUGUACGUUUUCAAGAGUUACUAAAAUCAAGUUGGAAAUGAUUUAUGUACACUUCCCUGAGCCUGGACUAAAGCCUCGUGCCUGUACCCCAAGUAGGGAUGGUACUUUUCUAUACAAAAGUGAUUUCCUGGCAGGCAGGUAUUUACAAACUCUGUUCCUGUACCAGUCCAAUAAUGACAACUCUAAAUCCAGUUGCACCAAAUCUUAUUAGGCCAUUUGUCAUACCUAUGAAAAUUCUUUAGUUAUUAAAUAACUUUGUUAAUGCUACCUAUGGUAGGCCAGAAACAAUGUAGAUUAGGAAGUUUCAUGAAAAUUAACUUUUGGGGCUAUGGAGAAAUAGUUAAGUAUCUUAAGUUGCUAAACAUUUCCACUGAAUUUUUGGAGUGAGCCAGGGUUACUAUAAAAUACUUCGGAAGAUGAUUUCUCUACCUGGAAUUAGUUUAGAGGGUAAGAGUAGCUUUUAACAGAAAUAAAUCAACUGCAGAUUUUAAGCUCAUAAUUUGCAAAAAAAAAAAAUCUUUUAUUGGCAUAAAAAUGAAAAUGUUGUAAAUAAAUUGGCACCAAAUAUUCCACUUAAAUGCAUACACAGUAUUAGAGUCAAAAACUAUUUUAUCCCUCUUUGCUGUUUUUCCCCCUUCUGCCCACUUUCCUGGGUGUUGGGGGGGCCCGCUGACAACAGUCACAAAUCCAGCGACCUAGGAAAAAAAUUGUUAAUAUGGAAUGAAAAAUUAUCUUUACAGGACUGAAUUUUAAGCCCAUCUAAACUCUUCUUCCUUAGCUAUCACUAAUGAUAUUCCUCUGUGGAUUCUGUGGUGAGAAGGGCACUAUGAGUUCCUUAAUUUAAGGAGAAAAAUAUAAACUUGUAAUCAAUGCCAUGCAAAAUUCAUUGCAAGUCAAGAGGGAUGGGAGAGAUGCAAUGCCAUACAGUGAUAUGGACCUUUAAAAAAGUACAAUCUUUCCUGAAAUUCAAACACUAUCAUACUUCUAAAGUUCAAUACAUACUUCAAAAGUUCAAAACCCAUUCUGGAAUUUGGCUUUUUUAAGCCUUUUUCUCUCACUGGCAGCUGUGUGUCUUAACAGCAUUCUUUCAAGUCCUGGUGUACUCUGCUGACAGCACUUUAAAACUUUUAAGUUUCUAACAGCACAAUGAUAAAUUGUACUACAUACUUGAUCUGAAUUACUACAGAAAAAUAAUUAUGUUGCUUGCUUAAUGAUUCCCAGGAAACUUCAUUGUAGGCAUAUAUUUUAUAAGAGUAUUAUACAGUGUUAACUAUGCAAGUAAGUUCUAAAAUUACACAAUUAUCUGUGUAAUGUUUUAGUCCAAUUACUGUGAUUUAUUCAACUCUGUUCUAAAGUUACCUGGAAUUGUCAUGCUGCCUCAAUUUACAGAAAUCUGUAAUCGAUUUCUAUAGAAAUGUAUAAAGACGUAGUCAUUUUGUUAAGUUUCUAAAUAGAUAACAUAAAAAUAAAGGCUUUGAAACAAGAUGAUGCUGUUACUUAAGUAUUUCAGUAGAAAAACACCAGCUCAUUAUAUAGAACUGUACUUCCAAAACUUAGUCUCGGCAUUCUGGCCUCUCAUUUAUCCUUUAGUUGGAAUUGUCUGGGAAUGAAAAGCUGGUGGACGUGACCCAUAUAAUCACAGCUUUGGUCAUAUUUGCACAUAGGAGUCCACAAGCUCUGCAUGUCAUGAUAACGUUUAUGCAGCCUUUUGGAGUGCAAUGCUGGGAGAGUCUUAUCACCCAAAGAUAGUUUGUUCUUUUUUUAAUCUUUACCUGAUGGAAUAGCACCAAGGCCCACACAAAAAGUAUGAUAACCUCUGUCACACACAUCACAGAACAUCAUUUCUUCUUCAUGGUGGGGUUGUCCACAUAUAAUGCAUGUUUUACAUUCCAUACACUGCCAUGGGUAGGUCUUAAUCAUAGAAACAAGCUCCACUGUCAUAUCCAGGCAAGAAGGAUGGCCUAAAUCAAAACCAGUAUUAGUAGUAUCUCACAUAAGAAUUUUUAACUUAAUAUGGCACAUAAAAUGCUAGUUUGCUUUAGGACUUGCAGAGAAUAGCUAUAAUGUCAAAUCACCAAAGAGAAAUGAAAAUACAAUGUAGAAGAAAACACAUGGACUGUGUCUGCCUCACAAUCUACCCUGUGUAUUUAUUUGAUGACUCUGGUUGAAAUCUACCUGAAACUAUAAAUUCUAGUGUUUGAACCAACAAAUACGGUCGUUAAAAUUUUAAAAAGACAUUUCAAUACUUACCACUAUUCUCACAUUGGGAGCAGUGUAUAAGUGAUUCAGCCUUUCCUUUCUUGUUGGACUCCUUACCCUUCAGACAAAUUCCACAUAUAGCAUUUGGAAUGACCUUUGGCUGGAAGGGUAGAAGAGGGCUAUAAAUUCAUGCCAGAAGAGCUUACUAUGGGUUUAAAAGGAAUUCUGUUACUUUAUUGCCCUAUUACUACUUUUGAUAACUUGCUAAUGACCAUUUUGAAAGACAAAACUUGACAGGAAUCUGCCUGCAAUGUAAGAUUGCUUACUGAAGAAAGCAUUAAUUUCAUCAUAAAAUUUUGUAAACAGCAUGAUCUCUUAAGAUUAAAUGUAGAAUUCUAUACUCCCUACAUGCACAGUAAGAUCUGUUUAAUGAAUAGAAGGAAAGACGAAAUACAAUGCCAAAUGUCACUAUUAAUUGGACAAGAAAAUCCAAGUAGCAAAUGACCAUUAAAUGUGAGACUUACUCUAAAGAGAAGACCAUUUUAAACAGCUUAUGUAUUAAUUUUAAAAACUGCUCUUUUCCAAAACUGUAAAACUAGAUCUAUAAAAUAUAAGUUAAAAAAUCAGUUUAUCCUCAUUGGUAUAGUGGUACUUUUUUAAAAAUCAGUUUAAACAUUUUUAAUUGAAAGAUGUCUCAUGCAUACAUUGGCAUGUACAUAAAUGUUUGUUGAAAACUUAGUUGUGUGAUUAUUCUCUUUGCAUGUCUAAUAAAAGAAGCUAUACUUAGAAGGAUUUACUAUAAAAUAACGUAAAAUUAUAAAAGGGAAAAGUAAGUUUUCAGACAAGCAAAAAAAAACUGUAGUCACUUAAAAAAUACACAGACCCUCUGAGUACUACUCAUCUUUCAGAUUAAAAACAUGCAUGGUCCAGUGAAGGUGUUUGAAUUUUAGACAUAUUUGGUAACCCAUGGAAAUGACAAAGGAAAAAGGGUUCACUGCACUUAAAAUUACCAGGGGAGGGAGGGCAUCCGAACGUCACGGCCUUGACUGUUAUGAAAUGACGUUCACUCACGCUAUAGGAAUAAGUAAAUAACAGUGGUUAAAAAGUAAAAGCAAGCAUGGGCCAAGAAUGAAAUGGGGUAAGGGGACAUACAUACAUACACACACACGUACACACACACACGCACACACACAUAGAUGAACUGGGAAAAUAAUUAUUUUAAUUAGAAUUGUUUCAUUUCUGCUUCAUUCCCACCCUGCCAAAUGCAUGUCUUUCCUAAUUUACUGAACCAAAAAGGAACCUAAACAAAACUCAAACUUUGUACAUAUUCCAGCUUUGAAAUGUCUCACUGCCACCUUCAUAACCUGUUAGACCUAAACAAUUUGUUCUUAAUUAUUUUAAGUUUUGUACUUUUUAAAUUAUCUUUCUUUGCAAAAGAUGACAGAGGCAUUCAAAAAGAAUUUUUGGCUUAUUUAUUUAAAAAAAGUCAACCUUAUACAUAAAUAUAAUAAAAACAAGAACUCUAAACAAUCACAAAUGUCUCUACAAAAUAAUAAAUAUCAUGGAAGUUAAACAUACAUAUAAAACUUUACUAUUAAACUAAUUUCCUGUAUGUGUAUUUUUAUACCCUGCUCCCCCCAACAAUAGGAUAGUGUUACAUGCUCAAACCAUUUAAGUCUUGCAGUGUAGUUACCCUCUGUUGUUACUGCUACAUUCUAAACAUAAGGUUCUCAUUGUGUGUUCCUAUACCUAAAUAAAAAACAGCUAGGAAGUGCACUUCUAUAAUCCAAAUUCUGGUUCAGUUUUGUAAUCAUAUCUGUACCUGCCAUAAUAUACAGCAGAAUGCUAUCUCUUAAUCCAUCAAAACUAAGAAAUCUCUUUUGGUUAUGGUACCUGUACUAAAUGUAAAAGAUAUACUUAUUUAAUACUCAUAGUUUAAGUUAGAUACUGGCAUAGUAAGUACUCUAAUAUCUUUCACUAAAGUCAGGGAAGUAACCAAACAAUAUUAAAUUCUAAAAACAGAACUCCUCAUAGGAGAUUCUUUACAAAACAAAAGCCAAAAGGAAUAAAACACAAGGGUAGUCAUUCACAUUCUAGAGCAAUUCAAGUUCUACAAUCAUUAAAAUAUACAUUAAACACCUAUGAUAAAGGGACACCAAAAAAUUCUAGGUUUAUUUCUAAGUUUAAAUCAUAAUGCUUUGUUAAAUCACUUAGCUUUUCUUACCCAACAGUCUUCAUCUUGAGGAAAACAGGGCAACAUGAGAGAAGGGGAAGAGAGACAGCUUUGUAGCAUUUUCUAUGAUGAAUGCUGCAGCUCAAUACACAAAGCAUCUGCCCUCUCUAAGAAGCCACAGUGCUGGCAUCCAGGACUUUACACAGCAGAUAACAACCGUGGCUUAGAGAAGCCAGUCUCAGUGGAUUGCACAGUUGAGGGAGGGGUUAAUGUGCAGCACUCUCCCCAAGGCCAAUGGAACACACUCCCAUGUGUGUCUGGUUGAGACAAUCAGUUCUACUUCAAAUAACUGCAACAUCAUCAGUUUCACUACUGAUAAGAAAAUUGAAAUACUCAUCCUAAUAGCUCUCAGCAUCUCAAAUAAAAGGCUCACAGUACACUUACUUUUCUACUUGAAAAACAGCCAAAGAUAAGACUUUCAUGGUAGCAAUAAUAUAGUAUAGAUUUUAAUUAUAUAUUUAUAGGCUGGAAUCCUAAUAAUUAUGCUUUAAAUUUCAGGUUAAUGUAACCUAAACAAUACUGUCCUACGAAUUAAGGGCAAGCACUAGUGAAUCUUACUAAGCAAACCGACAGAUACAUUACUUUCUUGAAUCUCAUAUUUUAUAUAUAUAUAAAAUAUAUAUAUAAAACAUGACCUUUAGCUUGAAGUACCCUAAUAUUUAGGCACAUCUUGGUUUAUUAAUACUUUUUUUUAUAAAGAGGUUAACUUUUAAUAAACAUGUUCACAUUAAUGUAUGACUAGAUACUGGUUGUUCCCAUCUUUGAAAUACCUGAAACAUUUUUAGGUACUAAAAAUGUUCACAGAUUAUGUAAAAUAUAAAUUUUGCAUAUCCUACUUGAGUACUAUUAGGUUCAGUUAAUCUAUAUCAUUUCUUGUAUAGUAAAUCAAUGAUAGUGUUAAAUAGUUCAUUUCCAGCCUGUAUUAAAACAUCUAUUUCAAUAUUCUCUCUUUUUAACCCAUGAUCAAUCAAGCUUACUGUUGGAAAGAUCUACUUAGCACUCAAGAGUUAACAGGACACUGUCCUUUGAGCGGCCACUUCCAUUUAAAGCUCUUAGCAGACCAGUAGAACACACUCAUUCAUGUACACUCUUUCUGAAAUUUCAUCUUUGGAGCUCACUUGCUUUCAGUUAUUAAGCAUUAAUUUAUAUAUUUAAAGAAAUUAGAUAAGCUUUAUAUGUAAAAACAAGUACAAAAAUCACAUAGCUGCAGCCUAUUGCAGCCACCCUUGGAAGCCAACCCUUGCUCAAUUAAGCUUAAAAUUUGCUUGCUAUAGGCUACAAAAAAAAAAAAAAAAAAAUUUAAGUUAUUUACAUAAAAGUAUUUUCUAAUAAAA